AUGAAGUCGCCUCUGCUCGGACGCCUGUGCCUCGUCCUGCCCUGGGUGCUGAUGCUACUGCUGGUGGCGGACAUUGACUCUGGAAGACGGUCGCUGCGAGCUUCGGGGCGCCGCCGAGAGCACGGGCAACCGGCAGUCAGCAACGCCUCGCUGCCCACCAUCUAUGCCAUCACUCCCACCUACAGCCGGCCGGUGCAGAAAGCCGAGCUGACGCGCCUGGCCAACACCUUCCGCCAGCUAGAGCACUUCCACUGGGUGCUGGUGGAGGACGCUUCCUUUCGCAGCCGCCUGGUCGCCGACCUGCUCGCCAACUCCGGGGUACACUCUUAUACCCAGCUGCAUGUCUCCACCCAGCGCAGGUACAAGCGGGCCGGCAUGCCGCGGGCCACCGAGCAGCGGAAUGAGGGGCUGCGCUGGCUCCGCAAGAAUCUGUCCCUGCAAAACUCCGGCGUGGUCUUCUUCGCUGACGAUGACAACACCUACAGCCUCGAACUCUUCCAGGAGAUGCGUUUCACCAAAAAGGUGGCUGUCUGGCCAGUGGGAUUGGCUGGGGGCCGUCGGUAUGAGCGGCCACUGGUGGAACAAGGCCACGUGGUGGGCUGGUAUACAGGCUGGAGACCGGACAGACCCUUUGCCAUCGAUAUGGCAGGAUUUGCUGUGAAUUUGAAAGUUAUUCUAUCAAACCGUAAAGCCGUCUUCAGACGGGGUGGAUCACAGCCUGGCAUGCAGGAAUCAGACUUUCUGAAACAAAUCACAACUGUCCAAGAACUUGAGCCAAAAGCUGCUAACUGCACUAAGGUGCUUGUUUGGCAUACACGGACUGAAAAGGCCAACCUUGCUUUUGAGCCGAAGCAAAACCAGGAUAUAAUUCACAUUGAAGUAUAGAAUCCAGGGAGCUCAGACACCUUGGUAAUACCUUCAGCUAAAUCAGUUUGCACUAACAAUGUGUUAGUUUGUUAAAUAUUUACUUGGGACACUUUUUAAAAGCAAAACAGUUCACAACAUCAGUUUUAAAGUUUUCAUAGCUGUGUCUUUGCAUGUUUGUAGUACAGUGCUCAUUUCAAUAAAAGGCGUACCACAAACAAAUGAAGUCUCUCUUACACAUGUAGUUAUACAUUUUAUACCUGCAUGUCCAAUUUAUAGAGAUUAUAGUGGGGUAGUAUGCUGCAUUACAGCUCUAAUGAUGAGUUUGAUUCACAUAUCCAGCCUGUGUGGAGUUUCCAUGUUGUGAUCUUGGUUUUGCCUGGUUCCUUUGGCUUCCUCCCACAACCCCAAAGACAUACAGGUUGGUAGCCACUGUAAAUUACCCCUGGAGGAGCUGACAGAAAUGUGGUGGGAACAGAUUACAGAGAACCACUGAGAGCUGGCAUGGCCUUGCUAGACAUUAAGCUGAACUGCCACUUUCAAUGUCGUAAGUAAAUGACUACAUCCACCUUUCUUUAAUGUAAACCAAAUGUAUUCAACUUGAGCAACGUUCUGAACUUGGAUCAGUUUUAACUGCUCUCUCACUGAGGACACAAUGGUAAUUACAAAGGCAAAUGAAAUCAAUGCUCUCAGACCAGGAUAGUAAAUAAUUCCACAAGACAAAUGGUGCACAAUAGAUAGUGGUUUAAUUGAUUUAAUACAGGUAAAUAACAUUUGUUAUACUAGGCACCAUAAAAUGUAAACACAGCCGCAGUAAUAAACCUGGAUGUAGCUCUGGGAAAAUUCAAUGUCUUGAGAAGUGCUUUGGUGCUUUAAAUUGGUAACCCUUCAUUUUAAGUAUCUAUUACAAAGCAGCAGUUAAUAUUUAACAAAGCUAUAAUGCUCAGCUUCAAAAGAAAUCAUUCCUAUUGCAACAGAUGUUUAAACACUAUCAUAUAGCAUCAAUAUUUUUAAAAACAGUAUCAAUCAUUUGCAAAUUGGGACUUUAAAAAAAAUGGUGCUCCAGAAUUUGAAAUCUGUGCCCAUUAUCCUGGGAUCCUCUGCCUUUCAAAGAUGAGCAUCAAAUUACAGGCUGGUGAGCUCAAAUAGAAUUUCUGCCCUGAAGUAUUUGUUGCCGCAUCAUUAUCUGUCACAUAAGGCUUACGUCCUUGAAGACCCUCAUUUAGGUUACUGUGCCGAAAAAGGGAUCAUAAAACAAGGAAUAAAAUACUGUAAA
Messenger RNA from Hypanus sabinus (Atlantic stingray), 2140 nucleotides. It is a transcript of the gene b3gat2, whose product is annotated as beta-1,3-glucuronyltransferase 2 (glucuronosyltransferase S). Bases 1 to 885 code for a protein of 294 amino acids. Gene Ontology annotation, biological process: chondroitin sulfate proteoglycan biosynthetic process; carbohydrate metabolic process. Gene Ontology annotation, molecular function: galactosylgalactosylxylosylprotein 3-beta-glucuronosyltransferase activity. Lineage: Eukaryota; Metazoa; Chordata; Chondrichthyes; Myliobatiformes; Dasyatidae. The record is from RefSeq and is a predicted model, not a curated record. Gene Ontology annotation, cellular component: Golgi membrane. The transcript has 4 exons.